AUGUUUGACAGCCUGACUGCUCAUCGCAAAGCCUUUGCGUUGAGUGCGAUGGCCACAGCCCCGGCGGCACCUCCACAAGAGAGGUAUCAGAAGUUGGACAAGGUCGGCGAGGGAUCCUGUGGAGUCGUCUUCCGCUGCAGGUGUCGACAGACUGGGCGCAUCGUGGCGAUCAAGAAGGUUCGGUUCGCUUACGAAGAGACCGCAGGUACCUCUGAUGGCCCGUCCCUCCUCGGGGCGUUCGGGGCUUCGGCGCAAAUACUCCGCGAGGUGGCCGUGUUGAAGUCCCUCGGCAAGCACCGGGGCAUCGUGCCUUUGCUGGAAGUCUAUGGGGAAGCAGGAAAGCUCUUCAUGGUCUUCGAGUACUUCGAGCGCGACCUCGCACGCUACAUGCAGGAAGCAGGCGCCCUCUCCGAAAGUCGGGUGGUGCGCUUCUCCUGCCAGCUGCUCAAUGCCAUGGCCCACUGCCACGUUCACCGCGUCGCGCACCGGGAUGUCAAACCCCAGAACAUUCUUGUAAAGCCAGAAAGCGAUGAGUUGAAGUUGUGCGAUUUCUCUUUGGCUCGCUCUGUGGUGGUACGGCCCACCGUUUCUCAAAGCCCAGAGACGCACAAGGUGGCCUCACUUUGGUAUCGUGGCCCGGAGAUCUUGUUAGGAUCAGAGAGCUGUGGCCACUGCGGUGUGCGUCUCGAUGUUUGGUCACUGGGAUGUGUCAUUGCAGAGAUGCUGCUGAACGAGCCCUUGUUCCCUGGAUCCUCGGAGAUAGGCAUGCUCUUCCAGCAGUUUAAGCUCCUGGGCACACCGAACGAGUCAUCAUGGCCGGGAGUGACAUCCUUGGCCAACUGGUCAACUGAAUUUCCAAACUUCCAGCCUGGACUUUGGCACGAAAAGGUGAAGAGGAGUCCGGGCAUGCGCAAUCUCAUCUCCUCAAUGGUGUGCUGUUGCCCCGCGCUGCGGCAGUCGGCUGGUGCAUUGCUGGGCCACGGUGUCUUCCGCACGCUGGAUCCUUCCCUGCCGCCGUCCGUGAAGUUCUCCUCAGAGCACGACAAGGGCCGGUCCGAGAUGCACCAGCCCACAACUGUCACUCAGAGGGACAGACUUGCCGCGAAAUCAGAGGACCAGAAUGACCAGAAAAUGGCUAUCGAGGAUGAACCGUUAGGACAGCUCUUCAGCUGUCUGAAGCGGGAGAAACCCGUACGGCCCGGGCUUGUGGAGACUGACGAGGUGCAACGGGCCAGCAAGAAGCCCAAAGAGAGUCAGAGAGCUUCGUUGUUGGAUGAGUGGCACUUGAAUACGCAGAUCCGCAGGCCGCGCUGA
Symbiodinium sp. CCMP2592 is the source of this 1314-nucleotide messenger RNA. The record is from the annotation of a GenBank genome assembly. Lineage: Eukaryota; Dinophyceae; Suessiales; Symbiodiniaceae.